AUGGAGGACAUCCCCGGCAAGCGCUCCGCUGGCACUCUACAGUGGGCAGGCCAUCCGAACCUGUUCUGGUGGAUUGAUCGGACCAAGGGCAUAGCGGGGACGACGUUUACCCAAGCUAUCUCGCAAGCUGACGCUAGGUUUGAACAACUGACAAGUGCAUUUGAGUUGGCGGUUUACGCGGAAUUUGCGUGA
Molecule: messenger RNA, 192 nt
Organism: Aspergillus melleus
Lineage: Eukaryota; Fungi; Ascomycota; Eurotiomycetes; Eurotiales; Aspergillaceae
Exons: 1
Coding region: 1-192 (63 amino acids)
Source: RefSeq, a predicted model, not a curated record